Molecule: messenger RNA, 1119 nt
Organism: Daucus carota subsp. sativus
Lineage: Eukaryota; Viridiplantae; Streptophyta; Magnoliopsida; Apiales; Apiaceae
Exons: 8
Coding region: 112-1119 (335 amino acids)
Source: RefSeq, a predicted model, not a curated record
UCCUCUUUCUAAAUUGAAAGGUUUGUAAUUUCAUUACACCCUGAUAAUUAUUAUUUGAUUGCAAAUUUGUGUCUUUAUUCUUGUUGUUGCAAGAAGAGGGUUGAGGGUGAUAUGUACUCAUUAAAAGACAAAGUAUCUGACAAGCUUUCUCUUCUCUUUUAUGAUUCUCCUUCAACCCAUCCUCAAUCCCAGGCCACACAAUAUAGCAAGGAGGGAAAAUCUUUGUCUUCUUUCCUUUCUUAUGUUCUUCCAUCAACAAGUUUUAAGGAAUCCCGACUUAACAAUGAAAAUGAUGACAUUAAACCAAUUCAGUCACAACCUAUUCGAUGGAAAAAUAGAAGUUUUUUACAACGAGAUGUUUCUUUGAAAAACAAUGUGAAAUGUAAAUUUAAGUGUGUAAAUGAAGAUUAUCCAACUAUACAAUGUCAACAUACAGAGCAAGGCUCUGUAAUCAGUCAAACAUUUGAUGAAAAAGAAAUCUUUUGUACUCCAAAAGAAAUUGAAGAUGGAAUCUCUAGGAGUACGAGUGGUUGUGAUACUUUUGAGGAUGCAACUGAUCAACAUUGUUUCAGAAAGUUCAUGCCCAAACUCACCGAUGAGUCUCUUUUCCUCUAUGCAGAAUUGUAUGGAUUUCUUCAACUAGCCCUUCCCAAUAUAGUUAAAGGUUGUGAAUGGGUGUUAUUAUAUAGCACGGUGAAACAUGGUAUAUCACUUCGUACACUUAUACGGAAGAGUGGUGACCUUCCAGGUCCUUGUUUGUUGAUUACUGGAGAUAUGCAAGGUGCUAUAUUUGGUGGGUUGUUUGAGAGUCCUCUUGCACCUACCGCCAAGCAAAAGUAUCAAGGUACAAAUCAAACCUUUGUAUUCACGACCAUAGAUGGAGGGCCAAGGUUAUUUAGGCCUAAAGGUGCCAACCGAUAUUUCUAUUUGUGCUUAAAUGACUUGUUGGCAUUUGGAGGAGGCGGAAAUUUUGCUUUACGCCUUGAUGGUGAUUUGUUGUCUGGGACCAGUGGACCCUGUGACACAUUUGAGAACCAAUGUUUGGCUCAUAAUCAAGAAUUUGAAUUGAAAAAUGUUGAGCUUUGGGGUUUUACACACUCGUCUCAAUACACAAAUUAA